CGCGGGAGCCGUACAUCGGGCGUCCACUUCGCUCGGAACACCCCUCAGCGCGCCCGCGAUGUCUCACCGGGCGGUCGUGACCGCGCGCGAGGCGCACGCUCGUCUCACCGCCGCGCGACGCUACUCCGGCGGCUCGGCGGGAGCGAUUCUGAAGAGUCGACACGUCGCUCCGGCCGGUCGGAUCUCCGGGCGUUGGGGCGGCGUCAGUCACCGGCGAGGAUCUCGCCGCGGACCUUGUCUCGUCGUGGCGAAGAUCUGGACGGACGACGGAAGGCGGAAGGCGGCGGAGAUGAUGGGUCUGACCGCGGAGGAGGCUGCGGACGAGAAGACGCUCAAGCGCGCCUUCCGCCGCCUCGCGCUCCGCUACCACCCCGACAUCGCCAAGGACGACGCGGGCGUCGAAAAGUUUCACCAGAUCCAGGAGGCGUACCGAGUGCUCUCCGGCGCCGACCUCGCCCACGUCGAGCUCCCACAGGACCAGGAGUGGGACACCCACGACUGGAGAUGGGCGCACAGGUACAAGGGCGCCGCGAACGGCGUCGCGGGAGUCGACCCCGAGCAGGCGCGGCGAAGGAUGGGCGAAGAAGAGAGGAGGGCUCGCGUGGGCGAGCAGCUUCGGUCCAUGGCGGGCGCGCCGACGCGGCGGAAACGUCGAGUCAUCAAGCCGCUGAGCGCACAGCCCUCAAACGUGGCGGUGGAGUUCAACUCCGGGACGUACGACGACGACGGCGGCGGCGACGAAUGCCCAUCCGACGGCUGCGCGAGCGAGUGGGCGCAACCCGCCCGGUCGUCGGCGGACACUGCUGGCGACACAGCUGGCGACGAGGAAAACAGUACCAAGUUCGCGUACAACGCUCGCGCGGUCCGCGGGUACCAGAGCGACAGGCACUCGACGGAGACGGCGCACGAGCGCCUCAACGCGCAGCUCGCGGGUUUGCACCGCAAGAAGGUGAUUCGCGCGAGGGCGAUGGGUAUCGAAUUUACCGAGUCGGCGCAGUCGGCAAACUCGGGGGCGGGCAAAACCGGGCGGGCGGAGGAUCCCGACGCCGAGGCGCGGCGGCAGGAGAAUAAGGUGUGGGCCGCGAAGGCGGCGCGGUUCUACGGCGGCGCGGGUUUACAGCUGGAGGAGAGCACGCCGGAGAGGUUUCUGCGCCUGGCUAAACUGGCGAAGGAGUGGCGUGACCAGCGAAGCCAAAACUCCUUCUCGCAGGCGCUCUUCUCGAGCGCGGAGGAGAAGAUGUCGCCGAAGGAGCUGCUGCAGUCGGCGGUUGAGGGGGCGAGCCUGGGAGCGUGCGCGUGAUGCGCGCGCGUGCGUAUUAGCCCACCGACGGUGGCGUGAUGCACGAUUUGUGCGUGUGAGAUGAUUACAAUAUUUGUCAUGAAGUCAUGAAUGGUUAGUCUACAGUCAUC
This is a messenger RNA of Micromonas commoda, 1410 nucleotides long. RefSeq lists its product with no specific name. Bases 59 to 1300 code for a protein of 413 amino acids. The record is from RefSeq and is a predicted model, not a curated record. Gene Ontology annotation, cellular component: endoplasmic reticulum. Gene Ontology annotation, molecular function: protein-folding chaperone binding; misfolded protein binding. The transcript has 2 exons. NCBI's taxonomy places the organism in Eukaryota, Viridiplantae, Chlorophyta, Mamiellophyceae, Mamiellales, Mamiellaceae.